AGGACAGUCUGUAUUAGAAUCAUGAUUUCUUUUGGCAUCCUCCUUACAUUAAUUGUUCUGAAUUCCAGCCUGGCUUUCAGUGAAGUAAAGAAAGUGAUUGUUUAUGGGGGAAAUGGAGCACUGGGCUCAGAGAGCGUGCGCUAUUUCAGAGCUAAAAAUUGGUGGGUUGCUUCUAUUGCUUAUAGAGCCAACAAAGAAGCCAGUGCAAAUGUUAAAGUUAAGCUGACUGAAUCCUUCACUGAUCAAGCCAAACAGGUAACACUGGGUGUUGGUAAGCUGUUGGGUGAUGAGAAAGUUGAUGCCAUCUACUGUGUGGCUGGAGGUCAAGCAGCAGGCAACGUUAAAGCUAAAUCUCUUUAUAAGUAUGCUGAUCUGAUGUGGAAGGAGAAUGUUUGGACCUCCACUAUUUGUAGUCACCUAGCAACCAAAUACUUGAGAGAGGGAGGGCUGCUCACACUGUCAGGAGCCAAAGUAGCGCUGGGGCCAACAGCAGAAUCUGUUAGUUUUGGUAUGGCAAAGGCAUCUGUACAUCAGCUGACCCAGAGUCUCAGUGGGCCUAACAGUGGUCUUCCUCCGAGAUCUGUUGCUCUAGCGAUCCUUCCAGUAACUUUGGAUACACCCACAAAUAGAAGAAUCAUGCCUAAUGCUGAUGUCAGUUCCUGGACCCCACUUAACCAUGUAACACAGCUGUUCUUUAAGUGGACUAUUGGAGAAAGCAGACCUCCUUCAGGUAGUCUUAUGGCGCUUGUUACUACAAAUGGCAGAACAGUAGCUACCCCUGUUAAAAGCGCUUAGCAUAUUAAUCAGCUGUCAGUCUCACAAUAAAGAACAUUUUUAAACCA
Danio aesculapii is the source of this 842-nucleotide messenger RNA. RefSeq names its product dihydropteridine reductase-like. The coding region runs from base 22 to 795 and encodes 257 amino acids. Gene Ontology annotation, cellular component: cytoplasm. Gene Ontology annotation, molecular function: NADPH binding; NADH binding; 6,7-dihydropteridine reductase activity. Gene Ontology annotation, biological process: tetrahydrobiopterin biosynthetic process; L-phenylalanine catabolic process. The transcript has 8 exons. Lineage: Eukaryota; Metazoa; Chordata; Actinopteri; Cypriniformes; Danionidae. The record is from RefSeq and is a predicted model, not a curated record.